Bathycoccus prasinos is the source of this 621-nucleotide messenger RNA. RefSeq lists its product with no specific name. Lineage: Eukaryota; Viridiplantae; Chlorophyta; Mamiellophyceae; Mamiellales; Bathycoccaceae. Bases 1 to 621 code for a protein of 206 amino acids. The record is from RefSeq and is a predicted model, not a curated record. The transcript has a single exon.
AUGGAUAGAGGAAAGUUAAGUCUGAUAUCUACGCCUUCAACAUCUUCUUCUUUCACGACGACGACGACGACAAGAAGACAUUUUAGAAGACAUUUUAGAAGACGUGAUGAAGGGUUUAAAUGCAUUUACGCGUCGUCGCUCUCACCGAAAAUAGUCGUCGUCGCUGAAGGGGAGCAAACGACGACGACAUCAAAAACGACGACAUCAAAAUACGAAGUCACGGAGAAAGUGAAAAUUGGUUCCAAACGUCAAGUCCAGUUGGAUGUGAGAAGCGGAAGGUUGUACGCGCAAGCGCUGGAAAAGACAGCCACGUUAAAAGUAAACGGAAACGUAUGUUUUCCAGGGGUAGCGUACGUCAUCAAACCAGAAGGCGCACUAUGCGAGAUUGGCUCUCAAGGCGAAGACGAGGUUGGAAUCUUCAACGUGUCGUUGGAAAACGCGAAUACAAACGCAACGGCGAGCGCGGACGCGAUGUCGGAAAUGUUGGCGAAGAGCUUCGAGAUGACGGCGAGUAAAGAGGUUCAAAACGCGUUGAAGGUGGAGAAAGUCAUCGCGGCAAAGAAAUUAGCCAUUCACACGAAAGAUAUGGAUUUACCUCCUCCAUCUUCUUCGUCGCGGUGA